AGGGGCCCCGGGGAGUCGGGUGUUGGCACAGAGGAACCUGGCGGCUGUGGCGGUCGGGGCCUGGGUCGAGAGCGGCACAGAACUGUGGACACACCCAACUGAGCAGGCGUGUGUGACCGAGCGGCUGCAGGAGGAGCGGAGGAGGACGAGGGAACAGAAGCUGUGUGUGUUUCAGGAGAACGUGCGCCUCCGUGUGGCCGAACACGAGAAGCUCAGGAGGCGGAGUCAGGUGCGGUCAGCUUCAAGAGCAGGCGGCGCCGCACAGAGGACGACUCAGGAAAGUCCAGAGGGGCCCGUGUGUGAGAGGCCCGUGUGUGAGGGGCCCGUGUGUGAGGGGCCUGUGUGUGAGGGGCCCGUGUGUGAGGGGCCCCUGCUCUGGCCCCUGGAUCACACUGAGGAGCUGCGGAAACAGAGACAGGAGCACUUCCUGAUGCAGAGGAGAAUGUUCCUGAGCAAAGAUCGACAAAACGUCAAAGAAAACCGAGAGCAUCAACAACACCUGCACAAGACGGCAGGUCUGAAGCAGCAGAAGGAGCGCUGGCGUCUGGAGGAGGAGCGGCGUCUGGAGGAGGAUCUGCUCAGGUCCAAGGCCCUGGAGAGUCUGGAGCAGAGGGAACACCAGGUCCUACACACCCUGAGCCAGGAGGGGGCAGCGCAGGACGGAGGGCGGAGGAGACACGCGCACCUGCCCAAGAGCACCAGGUCACACUCCGAAACAUCACACCUGCCCAAGAGCACCAGGCAGAUGAUGGUUCUUCGUUCUCAGGUGGAGUCUCUGUUCCCUCGGUCGGGGCCAGACCCUCCCCCCCUCUGCUCCUGCGCCUCCUUCUGGGAGAGUCACCCCGACACCUGCGCCAACAACUGUGUGUUCCACAACAACCCGGAAGCUUUGGUCCAGGCCUUAAGGACGGUCCUCCACUGCUGGGACCUCCUCUGACCUCUGACCUCCAGGCCUCAGUGGGACCUGUUUGUGGACCUUGUGUGAUUCUUCUGGACUUGAAGAGUUUUUUUUGUGCAGUGAUUUAUUUUCGUCAGAUUUAUGGAUCUUUAAACGGACGGAUUUGUCAGACACGUUUUU
Molecule: messenger RNA, 1078 nt
Organism: Boleophthalmus pectinirostris (great blue-spotted mudskipper)
Lineage: Eukaryota; Metazoa; Chordata; Actinopteri; Gobiiformes; Gobiidae
Gene: ccdc15
Product: coiled-coil domain containing 15
Exons: 8
Coding region: 431-937 (168 amino acids)
Cellular component (GO): centrosome
Source: RefSeq, a predicted model, not a curated record